Molecule: messenger RNA, 1980 nt
Organism: Vicia faba (fava bean)
Lineage: Eukaryota; Viridiplantae; Streptophyta; Magnoliopsida; Fabales; Fabaceae
Source: the annotation of a GenBank genome assembly
AUGUCUUCUUCACCAUAUCUUACUCUCCUCUUCAUUUACUAUUUCACAUAUCCAACACUUUCUUCUGAUCCCGGAGCAACAAAAGUUCUCUUACUAUGCACAAACAAAACCGCAACCUCAAUGCCAUUCCGCAAACUUUUUAUAUCAAACUUCCUCUCAGCAAUGGACUCCUUAACUCCCUUAAUAGCAAAACAACAAUACGCCGCCGUCUCAAACGGAGCACGAAACGCCACCGUUUUCGCCUACGGCGAGUGCAUAAAAGACCUCUCUCAAUCAGAUUGUAACAUAUGCAUCGCACAGUGCAAAACACAGAUCCUAAGCUGUUUGCCUUUUCAGAAAGGUACACGUGGAGGAAGGUUGUUGUUUGAUGGUUGUUACAUACGGUACGAUGAAUACAGUUUCUUUAACGAGAGUCUUGGUAAUCAAGACACGACCGUGUGUGGAAAUAAUGAAACUAAAACAAGUAGUAAUGUUUAUGAAGCGAAUGUUUAUGAAUUGCUGAGGAAUUUGAGUGUGUUGGCGCCGAAAAACGGUGGAUUUUCUGUUGGGUUUGUUGAGAGGAAGAAUGUAACGGUGUAUGGUUUGGCUCAGUGUUGGAAGUUUGUUACUGGUGGUAACUGUCGGAGAUGUUUGGAGGAUGCGGUUACUAGGAUUGGUUCUUCGUGUAGGAAGAAAGAAGAUGGACGGGUUUUGAAUUCUGGUUGUUAUUUGAGGCAUUCACCACACAAGUUCUAUAACAAUUCAAGUAGUAAUGAUGUUGCUGCUGGAAAUCGCGGACACCGAAAAAUGGCUAUAAUUUUGGCUGCAUCUUCUGCUGUCUUGGCUCUUCUUUUAGUUACUGCAACAAUGGGUUUCUUUAUAAGAAAGAAUGUAAUGAGGAAAAGAAGAGAGAGAAAACAAUUUGGGACACUUUUGGAUACAGUGAAUAAAUCCAAGCUAAAUGUUCCAUAUGAAAUUCUUGAAAAAGCAACAAAUUACUUCAAUGAUGACAAUAAACUAGGACAAGGAGGAUCAGGUUCAGUUUAUAAAGGAGUUAUGCCAGAUGGUAAUACUGUGGCUGUUAAAAGGCUUAGUUUUAACUCGACGCAAUGGGUGGAUCAUUUCUUCAAUGAGGUUAAUUUGAUUAGUGGAGUUCAUCACAAAAAUCUUGUCAAGCUUUUGGGAUGCAGCAUUACAGGACCUGAAAGCCUUCUUGUUUAUGAAUAUGUGCCUAACCAGAGCCUCUAUGAUUACCUAUCUGUUAGAAGCAUUUGUCAACCUCUUAGUUGGGAAGUGAGGCAUAAGAUCAUAUUGGGAAUUGCAGAAGGCCUGGCCUACCUUCAUGAGGAAUCACAUGUGAGAAUCAUUCAUAGAGAUAUAAAAUUAAGCAACAUUCUCCUUGAGGACGACUUCACACCCAAGAUUGCUGAUUUUGGACUAGCUAGAUUGUUUCCAGAAGACAAUUCUCACAUUAGCACGGUUGUCGCUGGGACACUGGGUUAUAUGGCUCCCGAGUACGUGAUUCGCGGGAAAUUGACUGAGAAAGCAGAUGUUUAUAGCUUUGGAGUUCUAGUUGUUGAAAUUGUGUCUGGCAAAAAAAACAGUUCCUAUGUUCUGAAUUCAUCUUCUAUCCUACAAACGGUUUGGAACCUUUAUGGAUCAAAUAAGCUCUCUGACAUAGUUGAUCCAAUCCUAGAAGGUAAUUUUCCUGAAGAGGAAGCAUGCCAAAUGCUUCGGAUAGGAUUGCUUUGUGCACAAGCAACUGCAGAGUUGAGACCAUCAAUGUCAGUAGUUGUUAAAAUGAUUAAUAACAAUCAUGAAAUUUCUCAGCCAACGCAACCGCCCUUUAUUUAUUCUAGUAGCUCUGAACUCAGCAAAUCUGCUUCACAAAGACGAUGUAAUUUUCUUCCACAAUCCAACACUCAAUCUUCAGGCGAUACAAUGACCGAAAGCUUGGUUGACCCUAGCAUGGAAUUGUCCUUACUGAAAUCUCCGAAUUGA